Molecule: messenger RNA, 821 nt
Organism: Leucoraja erinaceus (little skate)
Lineage: Eukaryota; Metazoa; Chordata; Chondrichthyes; Rajiformes; Rajidae
Product: neuralized-like protein 4
Exons: 2
Coding region: 132-377 (81 amino acids)
Source: RefSeq, a predicted model, not a curated record
AACACAAAGCUGGGAGCGCAUCCAUUUUCUGCAGCAAGCAGGCGAAGGUGGAGCUGCAGAACGGAUACAACGACCCUGAGGUCAACAGCGCACAGGAGAAGGACACGGUGAAGGUCAGCUUGUCGCCAACCAUGCGUUACGUGGGGCUGGACCGAUUCUGCCCCAAAAUACGGUUCAAGGACGUGCGUUCCCAGCGACACCACCAGGCGCAGGUGGCGUUCCAGGUGUGCGUGCGGCCGGGCUCCUACAAGAUCGGCCCGCCAUCGGCCGGGACUGGCGAGUCCAUCGACCCGCGCUUCAGCAACAACGAGAUCGAGUGGAUCACCAAGGAGAGGGCUUCUACUGUCCUGUAUGGCCUCCUGGUGCGGGUGGAGUGAGGUGGACCCUUUCUCCCCACCCCCCCCCUGCCCCGUCCUCCCUGUCCUCUCUCCCCCCUCUGCCACACACACACACACACACACACACACACACACACACACACACGCACGCACACCCUCCCUGCUUCCACUUGCCAAGGACGGGAAGGAGAGGAGUGCAGGAUGGAGACGGAGGGAGACCCCAUUGACUGAACCCCUCACUGUGGCAAGAGGUUGGAAGGGGUGAGGUUUGCCGUUGUGGGUGUGUGUGUGUGUGUGUGGGGGGGGGAGCAAGAGGGACUGGCCAGACCGACCUUGCACACUUUUAUACGACCCCCCCCGAACUAGUGCGACGUUGCACCUUUUUUUUGACUCUUGUACCAACGGAACAACAAACAAGAACCAUUCGCCGACCCGAGCUGUUCACUCGAUGUUACUCUCGCUGUUUGCGGGCGUGUGUGUGUG